UCCUCUCGUCCACCUUCCUCUCUCCUGCUCCUGCAGAUGGGUAAAUCCGAUCGACAAAGAAGCCGCAAGAUACAUGCAUGGCUCCGAGACGGCGAAAAAGGACCGGCGACGGCGGGUACGCGGGCGGCGUGGGGUCCCGCCGAUCUCCCUCCCACCUUCCUUGACCAAGCGAGUGCGCUUCGGCAGCUAAAGGCGCCGGGGGAUUAGACUGGUUCACCAUUAGUUUAGUGUCCAUGUCAAAAAGGCCAGCGCCUUUUCACUAGCUUCUCUUCUGGAAAUCCAUUUGUUUAUCCAGUAGCAGCCUAAUUAGCAGACGCCACAUGUUUGGCUAAGCGCCGUGCUGAUUGAAAUGGUGCCGUCAACGUUGCCAACAUGUUCUUGUCUGCAUCUACUUAAUUAUUUCACGGGUUAGUUAGCACUUCCGUUAAAUUCCGGUGGUGGAUCCACCGUUUGGCUCUUCUUUUGGAUUUUGAUCCCACUGAUUGGCUCUUCCUGUCUUGGGCUCUUGGUCUUGCCUUCAGCUGGUGUACCCUAUCCCUGCGUAUGAUCACUUCACUGAUCAAUAUAGUUACUUCAGUACCCCAUGUUGCUCUUACAUCUCUUGUAGCUAGCUGGAAAAGCGAGCUUGCAUUAUGGACGACUCUUCAACUAGGAGCCAUGUUUCUGAGGGGAAUCGGCUGGGCUAUGUAAGAAGUGAAUCCAUGGAUUCCGCUGGCCAUCCUUCGGCUGCUAGGUCAGGCUCACUGCUAAGCAGGAGAAGUAGCAGGCCCAGUUCAAGGGGAUCCAUUAGCCUCUCUCGCGAGAUGGGCGACUCGAUCCUCAACUCAAUGAGGCAUUCCCUUCAGUCAGCAGACCAGUUGCUAGGUGAUGCUGAUGGCUCGGCUUUGGCUCAGGUCAUUGACAGUGGUGACCGAGUGCUAGCCUUGGAAGAUGAGGAUGAUGAAGAUACGGCAAAUACAUUGGAUCAACAUAAGUUCGGUCCUGUCCGAGAUAAUCGAAUCCAUGGCUACAGCUCACAUGGCACAGGUCUGCCAGCACCUGAGUCUUCUGUGGAGCCAAAGGGCGAGAGCUCAUCAGGCAAGGUUGAAGAAUAUAUGCUUUCUCGGAGGCUAGAUUACGCUUCUUACCUGAUCCAUUUAGCUGCCUUUGGGUUAUUUGGGGUAUUUACAAGGUAUGGGCUCCAAAAGCUGUUCGGCCCAGGCUGCCUGGCACUCACCUCCAACCAAAGCCCGUUGUACCUUGAUCUUCCAUCAAACAUGCUAGGAUCCUUCCUGAUGGCCUGGUUUGGGAUCAUCUUUAAGACUGACAUUCGGCACAUAUCUGAACAUCUCAUUGUUGGAAUCACAACCGGAUACAUGGGAAGCCUUACUACCUUCAGUGGGUGGAAUCAAGCGAUGGUUAGCAUGUCUUCCAAAGACCAUUGGGCAUAUGCCAUAGCUGGCAUAGUAUUAGGAAUGUUCAUCGUCAAUGAGUCCAUCAGGGUGGGCGCCGAAACAGGUGAGCGCCUACGAAGCUGGAUCCUGAAAUGCAUCAAGGAAAAUAGUUCAAUAGGAAGCAAAUGUAACUGGGAGCACCUGAAAGUCAACACUAGGACUAAACAUUUUGUGCUUAUAGCAGUUAUGAUGAUUUUGCUUUCUUUUGUGUGGGUUCUGAGCAUCGUGUUGGCCAUAAUAAAGGUGCGCAAUCUUGAUGAUGGCGCUGUACUAUGGUUGGGGUGCUCGGUUGCGCCUCCGGGCGUUUGGUUACGCUGGUACUUGGCAAGGCUCAAUGGCCAGGGAAUCGGCAAACAGAGAUCCCUCAAAUGGCUGCCCAUCGGGACACUUCUAGCCAAUGUUCUUGCUGCGGGUAUCAUGGCAUCACUGGCCGUGACUGCCAAAGCGGUGAAUACAAAGCGUUCGACAACUGUUCUUAAUGGCAUACAGUUUGGUUUCCUCGGCUGCUUGAGCACAGUGUCUACUUUUGCUGCUGAAAUCUACGCUAUGCGAAGCAGCAGACAGAUUGGUAGGGCCUUUGUCUAUGCUGCAGCGACCUUCGUGCUCUCUUUCGUGCUGGGAACUCUGGUAUACUCUGUGCCAGUAUGGGUCAAGCAUUACCAAUAGCUUCAUGAAGUAUUACAGACUUGAAGGCUUUGGCGUCAUUUUGCUGGUUGCAACAUCCAAGUAGAUAGCGCAAUUCUCAGCAUACAUAGUUAGGCUUUUCUAGGGAAUUUUGUCUGCUUUUUAAGAUAUUUGAUGUACGUUGUUGAACAUGAUGGCGUUCUGCAGCAGAAACAUGUUUGUACACAACAUCUGCCGUCAUAAUCCUGUGGACAAGAACAUCCAUAUUUAUGGAGUAUGUAUAUGAAAUAUUACAAUUUAUA
Triticum dicoccoides is the source of this 2359-nucleotide messenger RNA. RefSeq lists its product as uncharacterized. NCBI's taxonomy places the organism in Eukaryota, Viridiplantae, Streptophyta, Magnoliopsida, Poales, Poaceae. Gene Ontology annotation, cellular component: plasma membrane. The transcript is spliced from 7 exons. The coding region runs from base 633 to 2099 and encodes 488 amino acids. Gene Ontology annotation, molecular function: fluoride transmembrane transporter activity. Gene Ontology annotation, biological process: fluoride transmembrane transport. The record is from RefSeq and is a predicted model, not a curated record.